GACAGAUUGUACCCGCAAUAUGAGUGUAAGAGCGUAACUUACAGGUCACAGUAACAGUACCAGACAGUAAGUGACCAUACCAAAACGAUGCUGCCUAAGGGGAGCGAGUACUUCUCUUCCCUCCGCCCUCUGCUUCUUCUCCUCUGCUCUCUCUCACACUCUCUCGUUCUCCAUCAAAUCUCUCGUCUCUCCACUUCGCACCGUCGUUUUCUUAUCUAACCCAAUUUCAAUCUGGCAUUAAACUUUCUAAGCCUCAAGUCAUCACCCCACUGCACAUGUCAGUCUGAAUCAGCGUGCCUGGUGGAGCGUAUGUUUACCGCUGAGUAUAAUGCAUCUGCCACAACAGCCACCAUGAGAUAAGAAUGAUUAAUGAGACACCAAACCGCAGUCGCAAGAGCGGCGCCACUCCGCUGGCACGCGAUCCAAUUCAAAGGGCCGACGACCAAGCAUGGUGUCUCUCCAUGGGUAUGACUUUCGAAUGAUUCCAGUAUGAUGGAAGCCGCACAGCCACGUUCAUCAGCCACAUCGGCGAGCCCUCGUGGAGUUGCGCCACAGUCAGGGGGGGGCAACGUCACAUCGAGGGCGAUGAAGCAACUACUAGCAGGCUAGUAGCUACCCAGCUUCAGAAAGCAAAAGCGAAAAAAAGCAUAAUUUACCGAUUCUUCCCAUUGGUGCUCAUGACGCAAAUUAAUACCUCUGAUGUGCACGACACGUUCUGGACUGCUUUCGGACUGGACAAAUGAGGCGCAGCCGACCGCCAAUUCGCCUUCGCUGGAAACUUGGCGGCAAAAAUCUCGACCCAGCUCCCCCUACUCUGUACUGUGUAGGUUCUGGCUUCCUUGCCAGCCAGUCAGAGUGUCUCAUGCGCUAUGUCAUGUAUGCUGAUCGGCUCUCCACCGCGCGAUUGGCGGCGUUGGAGCUCUCUCGCCGCCGUCGCUUCGUUACGCGCCCCGGUUUCUGUAUACGACCAUCAUCCCGUGCCUUAGUCGGCGCCUAACCGAUUGUUGAUGCUUCCACUCAGAGCUCGAGAUCAAGAUGCGAGAAUGAACAGCGGCGGAAGGGAGGAAAGCCCCCGCUCUAUUUGUUGGGUUAAAGGAGGGUGAGAAAAAAAAGAGGAUCUCGACCCUCACCCCCUUUUGACUUCUCGGGAGAUUGUCUAAGGAGGCUGUGCAGAGGGGAAGACGUCCCGGACAUGUUACCCAAGUCUUUUGGACCACUCAUGUUGGCGCUUAAGUCACUCGCCUCUCUUGUUUCGUCUUCCCCCCUCUUCCACUAGAGACAAUGCAGAAGAGAGACCCUGCAGAGUGACUCCGACUUUCCUUUCGUGUCCGUAUCCUCUCACUGGAACACUUGGCAACUACCCGUUUUCGCCUGAACAGCACCGAGGAAGGGAAAGGCGCAAUCGAAUAAGGAUCCUGGACCCGCAAAUAUUUAUUAUUCUGGUUUAAAUUAUAUUUUGGAAAUAAACGUAAAAAAGGAGGGUUCAGAAAUAACCUUUCGACAUACUAAUCUCUUAUGCAAACGUUACUGGAGACUAUCUGAUUAGGCAGCCUAGGCAAUUUACACAGCCUCAGGGAAAGCAGCUAAAUAAAAGAACUCGCACAUGCCCUUAAUUUUGAGGGAUUUCUGAUGCAUACCUCCUGUUAAUGUCAAGUCCACCUUGCAAUCUUUGCUUUUCAUCAAAUCACAUUGUCCGUCGGUCGCAUGAUGCCGACCCCAGACGAUUCUCGUCAGGAAGGGUUUCUGAAUCCUUUUGCAGGGAUCUCUGCCACAGAGGUAUGUAAACCUGUGUCAGACCUGGUCCUUGUCCUCUGAUGGGAACUGGUCCGAUAUCCAUGAUACUCAUAUACUCUCCACCAGUCUUCCUCCCCCGAUUCAUGGCACACCGAUAUCUCACCUAUACAGCCAUCGCCGCCAGCAGAUAUGGCUGCUACCCUAGAUACUAACCGGUUAACCGUCCAACAUGGUCCACCUCGCACGUCACACUCGUUAGAUGGCGAGACGCUCCGCUCACGGGCAGACUCAACCAUCUCAAGCGCUGAUACCGCUGUCCGGUCAAGGGCCAACUCGGCCGCCACCACGGCCGUAUCCAGCAACACAGCAUACGACGAUGUCUCGGUGGCCGACGCCCUGAACCCGGACCCCCGGAAUGAGAAGGACUUUGAAGUGGAGAACAACAAAUUCGCCUUCUCGCCUGGCCAGCUCAAUAAGAUGCAGAAUCCAAAGUCUCUCGCUGCCUUCCAGGCCCUCGGUGGUCUGCGGGGUCUCGAACGAGGCCUGCGGACCGAUCUCACGUCGGGUCUAUCGAUAGACGAGUCCUAUCUGGAAGGUUCGGUCACUUUUGAUGAGGCGACAUCACUAGACAAGUCUCCUGUGAAGCAACAACCUACUCAACCCCUCGAGACAUCAACGGCAGGUGCCGAGUCUCAGUUCGUCGACCGACUGCGCGUCUACAGUCAGAAUCGGCUUCCCGCUCGAAAGUCCACCGGCUUCCUGAAGCUGCUAUGGAUGGCUUAUAAUGACAAGAUCAUCAUUUUGCUGACCAUUGCCGCCAUCGUCUCGCUCUCGCUGGGAAUCUACGAGACGACCAGCUCCGGCUCGGGCGUUGACUGGAUCGAAGGUGUUGCUAUCUGUGUGGCCAUCCUGAUCGUGACGGUUGUUACUGCUGCGAACGAUUGGCAAAAGGAACGGCAGUUUGCCAAACUCAACAAGCGAGUAAGUAUCCUUCUCCCGUCUGUUUGGGUCUUCCGUAUUUAACCUGCUAUAGAACAAUGACCGUGAGGUCAAGGCUGUCCGCUCCGGCAAAGUGGCCAUGAUCUCGAUCUUCGAUAUCACCGUCGGAGAUGUCCUUCACCUGGAGCCCGGUGACUCGAUUCCCGCAGACGGACUGCUCGUCUCGGGUCACGGCGUGAAAUGUGACGAGUCCUCUGCUACGGGAGAGUCGGACCAGAUGAAGAAGACCGAUGGCUACGAGGUCUGGCGGCAGAUCAACAACGGCACAGCCACCAAGAAGCUCGACCCUUUUAUGAUCUCCGGAAGCAAAGUGCUUGAAGGUGUGGGGACCUACGUGGUCACCAGUGUUGGGCCGUAUUCGACUUAUGGACGCAUUCUGCUGUCGCUGCAAGAAUCCAAUGAUCCUACCCCGUUGCAGGUCAAGCUGGGGAGGCUUGCUAAUUGGAUUGGAUGGUUGGGGUCGAGUGCCGCAAUUGUUCUUUUCUUCGCCUUGUUGAUUAGAUUCCUUGCCAACCUCUCGCAUGAUCCCGCCAGUCCUGCCGUCAAAGGAAAGGAGUUUGUCGAUAUUCUGAUCGUCGCUGUCACUGUGAUUGUGGUUGCAAUUCCUGAGGGCCUUCCGCUGGCGGUUACUCUCGCCCUCGCCUUUGCCACCACACGAAUGGUCAAGGAAAACAACCUCGUCCGCGUGCUACGUGCCUGUGAAACCAUGGGCAAUGCAACCGUGAUCUGCUCGGACAAGACCGGUACUCUGACACAGAACAAGAUGACUGUCGUUGCGGGAACCUUGGGACCUCGCAGCUUCAGUUCCGGCACUGAGGAGUCCAACACUGGCUCGGUGGCCGAGACGCUCAAGCAGUGCUCACCCAAGGCUCGUGAUCUGAUCGUCAAGAGCAUUGCCCUCAACUCUACCGCUUUCGAAGAGGACAAAAACGGUACCCGGGAAUUCAUCGGCAGCAAGACCGAGGUGGCCCUGCUGCAACUGGCUAGGGAUUAUCUCGGCAUGGAUGUCACCUCCGAGCGGGCCUCGGCGGAGAUCGUCCAGCUGAUCCCCUUUGACUCGGCCCGCAAGUGUAUGGGCGUUGUGUACCGGGAACCCACUGUGGGCUUUCGCCUUCUUGUGAAGGGAGCAGCGGAGAUAAUGGUCGGCGCUUGCUCAACCAAAGUGUCCGAGGUGGACGCAAAGGAUGGUAUCGCUGUUGACGGGUUCACCGAUGGCGACAGCCGGAAGAUGCUCGACACCAUCGAGUCGUAUGCCGGCCAGUCUCUGCGGACCAUUGGUCUUGUGUACCGGGACUUCCCAACCCUUCCCAGCUGGCCCCCCAAGGGGAUCCACAUGGAAGAUGACCCGGACUCGGCGAAGUUCGAAGAAAUCUUUCGGGAUAUGACUUGGCUUGGAGUGGUCGGCAUCCAGGACCCUCUCCGACCCGAGGUGCCAGCAGCCAUCAACAGAUGCAACUCGGCCGGUGUGCAGGUGAAGAUGGUUACCGGUGACAACAUGGCUACGGCCACGGCUAUCGCAUCGUCCUGCGGCAUCAAAACGGAGGACGGUAUUGCCAUGGAGGGGCCCAAAUUCCGACAGCUAUCGGACGAGGAGAUGAACGAGGUCAUUCCCCGACUUCAAGUCCUCGCUCGCUCCUCGCCCGAGGAUAAACGUAUCCUGGUGGCGCAGCUCAAGAAACUGGGCGAAACAGUCGCGGUGACGGGCGAUGGCACCAACGACGGCCCGGCGCUGCGGACGGCCGACGUGGGAUUCUCCAUGGGCAUUGCCGGGACGGAGGUGGCCAAGGAGGCCAGCUCCAUCAUCCUGCUCGACGACAACUUCAAGUCCAUCGUCACGGCGAUUGCCUGGGGCCGAGCUGUCAACGACGCCGUGUCCAAGUUCCUCCAGUUCCAGAUCACCGUCAACAUCACCGCGGUGGUGCUGACCUUCGUCUCCUCCCUCUAUAGCAGCGACAACCAGAGCGUUCUGAACGCGGUGCAGCUGCUGUGGGUGAACCUGAUCAUGGACACGUUUGCCGCGCUGGCGCUGGCCACCGACGCGCCGACCGAAAAGAUCCUCAACCGCAAGCCGGUGCCCAAGAGCGCCUCGCUGUUUACCGUCAUCAUGUGGAAGAUGAUCCUGGGCCAGGCCAUCUACCAGCUCGCGAUCACUUUCAUGCUCUACUUCGCCGGCGACCGCCUCCUUGGUGCACACCUCAGCGAGAGCAACGGACAGACGGAGCUCAACACGAUCGUGUUCAACACCUUCGUGUGGAUGCAGAUCUUCAACGAGUUCAAUAACCGCCGGCUUGACAACAAACUGAACAUCUUCGAGGGCAUGUUCCGCAACUACUGGUUCCUCGGCAUCAACUGCAUCAUGGUCGGCGGCCAGAUCAUGAUCGUCUACGUCGGCGGUGCUGCCUUUGGUGUCACCCAGCUCUCUGGCAUCCAAUGGGCCGUGUGCAUCAUCUGCGCUCUGGGCUGUCUGCCCUGGGCCGUGGUGCUGCGCCUGACCCCCGACCGACCCAUUGAACUCGCCCUCAACGCCAUCAUCCGCGCCGGCAAAAUCAUCCUGCACCCGGUCGCCGUGGCCCUGCGUGGAGUGGGUGCCAUGUGCAAGGCCGUCGCGCGGCCCGGGAAGCGAGUGUUCAAGAAGCCGGCCCAGGAUGAUACCCCUGUGCCGUCAGACGAGGAAGCCGUCAACUUGACGGAUAUGAAACAGCGACAAGCUACCCCCGAGGCGCCGAUGACGCCCGUCUCGGUGCCUCCUAUUACCAUUACGACUUCAUAGACGAUGCUAUUGAUUGAUACGACAGGGGUGAAGUUCACAUUCACUCCGAGAGACCUGUAUAUUAAUCGGGAACCUCCUAACGGGACUGGCGUUUGUUUUGUUUCAAUUGGUUUUUGGAAGCAUUUGCGAGGGAGUUGGUUGUGUUAGAGCAUUUGGAUUGUAUAGUAUUUUAGCGAUUCGGGAUCGUGCAUUGUAUUUUGGGUUGGGUUAUUGUGUAUGGAUGAAUUUCAAAUGUCUGCAUAAAGACACGGGUGCAUUAAAACUGGGAAUAAAUUAAUUAGAUUCAUCUUGAGGUUCUCAUAUCCAGUCUGUUCCUGUAGAAGCCUAGGAGUACAUACUACAUAGUCAGGGGUGCCUUAGAAGUUAGGCCACACCUCCGCACCGCCUCGUCCACCGCCACCGCGCAUUCCCCGUCAUCGUCUCCGCUGUGUCU
Messenger RNA from Aspergillus melleus, 5936 nucleotides. RefSeq lists its product as uncharacterized. Gene Ontology annotation, cellular component: intracellular membrane-bounded organelle; membrane. The transcript is spliced from 3 exons. The record is from RefSeq and is a predicted model, not a curated record. Gene Ontology annotation, biological process: intracellular calcium ion homeostasis; calcium ion transmembrane transport. Gene Ontology annotation, molecular function: P-type calcium transporter activity; ATP binding; ATP hydrolysis activity. NCBI's taxonomy places the organism in Eukaryota, Fungi, Ascomycota, Eurotiomycetes, Eurotiales, Aspergillaceae. The coding region runs from base 2813 to 5503 and encodes 896 amino acids.